This is a messenger RNA of Oryzias latipes (Japanese medaka), 2750 nucleotides long. Its product is annotated as TBC1 domain family member 24. Lineage: Eukaryota; Metazoa; Chordata; Actinopteri; Beloniformes; Adrianichthyidae. The record is from RefSeq and is a predicted model, not a curated record.
GUUCUUGGAAACAGAAGUUAGGGUUGGCAAAGGUAAACCAGAACAAAGACGUCACUCGGCCACGUGACGGCAGUCCGGAGAUUCAUAUAAAGCCCUGAUCCUCCAAAUGAGCAUCUGGUAACUUGAGCCGUUUCGUCUUGGAAUUCUUGGUGGGUUUAUUUUCUGUCCUAACAUGAGACUUGAGAUGAUUCAAGUUUCAAGGACACCAGGGUUCUCCAACUUAGGAAACAUGAAUUCAUUUUCACAUAUUUCCACUGAUCAGGACUUUAGCUCAAUGGCAACGGACAGAAGACAAAGAUCGCGUUCACAAUAUGACUCAGAGGAGAGUAAAAGCAUUGAAUCGCAGAAACAGACAGAGGAAAUCAGUGUCAGACCUCGCUCCAGGUCAUUUUACAGUUUUGAGAUGUCAGAACAGUCUUCUAACCACAGCAUGGAGAGCUUUUUAAGGUCCAGUCCUCUGAGGCAGAAAGCAAGCACAGUGUUUAAGAGUCUGGCACCCAAAAAGGAGGAUGUGUCUGGAGUUCAUGUCACUUCAAGGGGAAUAAAGCCUAAACUGAACAAGCAUUCACACUCAAGUGAGCUCGAUGGCGGUAAAAGCAGUGCCAAACCGAUGAUAACUAUCUCUGAGUUGGACAGUUGGGACAUCUGCUCCAGUUCUGGGAUGAAGUAUGGACAGUUUGUGGACUGGGAGAAAAUCGAUCCUGAAUCUGCUAGUAAAUACCAGCAGAUCCUCAACAGUGAACAUAAACAGCUAAAAGCUAUGGGCCGACAGGGGUUCUGGGCCAUGCCGCACACCCUAAGAGCCAAAGCUUACUAUCAUAUCAUCCACUGCUUCACUUGCAGCAAAGCUAAUGCUCCAGACAGAGAAGUCUACUACGAACUGGCCAAGAAGCUUUUUGGCGAGCAGAAACUCAGCAACCAUCCGGUCCCAGAGUACAUGGAAGACGGAGACAUACCAAGAUACUGUCUAAACAAAGCAGGUCUGAACUCUGUUAAAAAGAUCCUCCUGUGCAUCGGCAACUACUUUCCAGAGAUGAACUACUGCCCCAUCCUCCCAGCCUUGGUGUCUGUCAUGCUCCACUUUAGCGAGGACGAAGCAGAGUGUUUCUUCAGCGUGUCGCGGCUCAUCUGCUACAAAGACACCAACAAGCGUUACAUUGACCAGACCUUCCUCACCUACCGCGCCUCCUGCAUGACAUUCGGGGACAUUGCCAAUAGAUGUUGCAAAGGCAUUCGUAAGCUGAUUGCCAGCUCUCACCAGAACCUUUUUGAGUUCUACUCUGACUGGAUCAUGUGGAUAUUUGCUGACCUUCCAUUCACAUAUGCCAUCAGAGUUCUGGAUGUGUACUUACUUGAGGGCUACAAGGUUCUCUACAGAGUGGCUUUGGCUUUGCUGGAUCUCUACAAAGUUUCCGUCUCCUCUCGAGUUGCUGACGUGCAGGACUUCAGAACUGAUAUGAAACGUUUUGUUCAGAGUGUGGACCGCUAUUGCACAGUUGAGAACCUUCUGGAAAGAGCCUUCAUGAUUCCAAUGGCCACCAGGGCCGAGCUUAACCUUCUUUUUAAUGCCAACAAGGAUUCACUCAUCCAGAAAGGUGUCAGUAAAGACCAAAAGAGGCAAACAGUGGAGACAGAGGAUUUCACCAACUUCUUCUCCAGUAUUGUUACAAAAGUAGAGAUGAGAGUCAUCUGGGCCUGGAUUCCAGAGCGAUUUGCUCUUUUCAGUCCCGUUCAGCUGUUCAGUACAGCUGAGCAUGAAAGAAGUCUUGCUUCGUUGUACUCGCAUGUGGAAGGACAUGAACCAGUGGUCCUGAUAAUCAAAACAAUGGAUGAAGAGGUGUUUGGCGCCUUCUUGUCCACAGAUGUGAGAGAAAGAAACCAACACAACUCUCAGACGCCAAUGUAUUUUGGAACUGGAGAGUGUUUUGUGUUUACGCUUCGUCCCAGCAUGGAGCGCUACCAAAGAGCCAUGGUCUACAUUUUGACAAGAAUAGCUUCUCCUCAGCAAGUGUCAGGGUUUGGUAACUCACCAAUGAGCAGCCCAACUGGGAUCUACCAGAAUCCCGGCAACCUGAACAUCUCGUGCUCUGCUUCACUGGAGAACUCCCUGACCGCCAAAGAACCCAAGAGAUCAAAAGACCAAUAUGCGUCCAUGUUCAUCGCAGGGGAUGACAGGCGGCUCAUUAUUGGUGGGGAUGGAGGCCAUGCCCUGUGCUUGCAAGGAGAUUUGGAGGGUGGCUGCACAGAGCCAUGUGACACAUUCAUGAGCAACCCGCUCUGCAAGGGAAAUUUCCAGAUCCAAUCCUUGGAGGUUUGGGGCAUCCAGAACUCUGUUUGUUUGUCUCCCAGUUCUUCGCCUCAGUAGAGAAACAUGCAGUUUCACAUCUGUUUUUUUCUCAAUACUGAAUUUGUUUUUUUAUGUAAAUUUAUGUCAUUUUAUUUUGAUGCUGUUUGGAAAUAUACAACGCUGAAAUGUAGAUUAAUUCUUAAACUUUUAAGAAGCACAUGUAAGUUGCAAAGCAAUUCCCUUUUGCUGGAUUUAAUGCUAUUUAACCUCAACAUUGUAUUUUCUCACCCUUCUUUUUGCUUUAUUUUAUCUUUAACAUUGACGCGUGCUUCAUAGCAAAGACAAAAAAGUGAGUUUUGGACAAUGAACAAUGCUUUUGGUUAAAAUACUCAAUGUUUUAGGUAAAAUGAUAACUGUUUUGCUGGUAAGUUGGUGUUACAAUAAAUACUUAUACUAGCUAGAA